AUGUCAGCCCCAUCGAACCCCCAGCAGGAAUCUGAGAGCUUUGCCAAAAGAUUGGGCCGGAGACUCUCUUUUGGUGGUGAUACUUCCAAAGAAACGACAAAGAAGGAGACCACCACCGGCCAACAUGGUAUUGGCCAGCAAGUGCACGACAAGGCCGAUGAAGUCAAGCAGGAUAUCUCGAAGGGAGACUUCAAGGGCGCUGUCAAGGACGUUGCCGGAAAAGGAGAAAAUACGAAAACUGCUACCCAGAAGGGAGAUGUUUCUGGAGCUGCAAGUGAAACUAACAGAGAUGAAAUCAACAAAAAAAACUUUGACGACGUUGGCAAGCGACUUUUUGGGAGCAGAAGCGGACCUAUUCUUCCCAAUGAUGAUAUCAAAAAGGGGCCUAUAACGGCAGGUGACCAGCGAGACUCAGUUCACACGGGCCAAGGACUCUAUGGUGCUACGGGGUCAGGAUCAGCAACUGGGUUCAGAGAUAUCACCGGGAUGUCACCCAGCGGAUACAAUGCACGACCCUUGUCAUCGACAGGACCAGAAACUGGAGCAAUCAUUGGAUCUACGAGAGCCACUGAGCAUGAAUCUGCCAUUGGACCUAAGGAUAUAUCAGGAUCCAAACCCAAGGGAUCCAAGAUAAUCGGUGGAACUGGCGGUAAUGAAUCCAAAGAAACAGCUGGAUUUGGACCUAACGGAUCCAAGGUCAGCAGUGGAUCUGGAGUCAAAGAAUCUAAAGAAACAACUGACUCUGGACCUACUGGAUCUGAACCCAAUAGAUCCAAAAUAACAUCAUCUGGAACAGCAGCUGGUGUUGGUGCUGGUACUGCAGCAGUAGCUGGUGUAGUGGGAUCAGCAAACCAUGGUCGAACUGGAACGAAUCAGGAAAAUUCUGCCAAAAACAACAUCGCCAGUGGGCAAAAUCCAACUGAAAACUCUCCACGGGGCUUGAUCAACCAAGAACUCGCUGAACACUCGCAUAUUAGCUCAGAUGUCUUUGACGAUGGAAACACUGGAAAAUCAAAGUCUAAAGGAGGAGCUGGUCUCGGUUUCUUCAGUAAAAAAUCAAGCCAGAAAGAGAAAGCAAGCAGUGGAAGUAGCUCUGGCAAUGUAAAGGCAAACAAGAAGUCGACGACUACUCAGCAAGGAGAACUCGGCCGGGGAGUUGGUACUGUAGGUAUGGGUGCUGCUGGCCUGGGUGCUGCCGGUUUGAAUAAAACCGGCCUUGGUCAGCGAUCCACUACCACUGGACAGCCCAGCAAUGAAUUCAUUGGCCAAGGCAAACAAAAUACGACUAUCGAAAUUCCUCGCAAAGAGAUCUCAAGUGUGGACCAGAAGAAUACAAUCGCUCGACAGACCGGCAAUACCUACUCUGGUCUUGGUGACCAAACCAUGACGUCUGGCAAGACAAGAAAGGAAGUUUCCAGUAUGGAUCAGAAAAGCAGUACCUCCCGUCAUACGAGCAAAAGCGACUCAGAAAUUCCCGGCAUGGGCGGGCAACCCGCUAUGUCUGGCCAGACAGGAAAGGGAAUGUCCGACCAGAGUGGCCUCGCAAUGAGGGGAAUCGCUGGUGGAGGACUCAAACAGGAUUUUAACGAGGGAGAAAUCAGCCCAGGCAGUUAUAGCCGUGCAGAGAAUGCUCAACUCGCGACUAAAGGUACUACCGAUACAAGCGGUGGUAUUGGCACCACUAGGACUGUGAAAAACUUGGGUGGCAGUAGUUACAAGUUAACUAUCUUGCAAGAGAAGGUCCAGGCAGUUUCUCAAAAAUGCAAGACUCAGUUAGGCUUGUCAGCCAACGAGAUAAGCCAACGCAGUCCUACUGUGGAUGCUUUCUUUGAUGCUGUAGCAGCUGAACGUCUUCGCUGGAUGCCGCGUGAUGGAAGUAGACUGGAUUGCUGCCUCAGAUGGGCAUCUCGACUGGCUUAUACAGUUGAUGCUCUUCGUGAGUCGGUCGGUGCGUUUGCCCCUGGAGCCAACGAAGCCGCAAAGCUUAUAUGGGGCUACUCUAUCAUGUUGUUGGAGUCUGACCUGGAUAACACUGAUGUUUUUGAGAGAGUCUUCGGCAGAUACGGCCGCGUCGCAGUUGGAAUUCGUCUGCUUCUCCAGUAUGAAAGCGCUUUCAUAAACUCUCCAGAACUUCAGCCAGAGGCAGCUGCCGUCUAUUCAGAUCUUCUCGAGAUGAUUUGUAGUACCACUGGCAGCUGCAUUGAAGGCUCAAAGAGCAAGGAGUCCCCCAAGAUCAUUGAACAUAAUGUCGACGCAGCAUUCGUGUCUUAUGCUCUCCGAUACUCGACUCAUUGGAAUGCUAUCGUCGAGUCUGCCACUUUCAAAGCUGUAGAACAGAGCUCAUUGAUCUUCCCAAGCCCUGAGCUAGGCAGCCUACGCCAAUUCCUAAGUGUGCAGGAUCGUCCACUUCAGUUCAUUCUCGAUUCCCGCGCUCACUCCCUCGCGGAGGGCUCAUUCGAGUGGUUCAACAAUUCUCUGUAUGAGUUCAGCGUUGGGGAUCAUCCUGUGAUGAUGGUUACAGGUGGCCCCGGUGCUGGUAAGAGUGCUCUUGCACAGUGGACCGUUGAGCGGAUGCAGGAAUCAGCCGAGCAUGAAGAAUGGCACGUCAUCCCAUAUACGAUCCGCGCUGAUAUCCCGGUUGCGACCCUUCCACUGCGCAUUCUUAAAGGUAUAUUGCACCAGAUGCUAGACCACUGUGUCAGCGAAAAGAGUACCCAGGAAGAUAUUUUGUUCUAUGUUGCAAAGGCAGCUCAAGGCGCGCUCGAUGGAGAGGGAGAAGCCCAAGUUGAAGAGUAUCUAUGGAAAGGUAUCCAUACCGGACUUGCCACGGAAAUUAAAUACAUGUUUGUGGUUGACGGUCUUGAUCAGAUCAAGGGUGGUGAUGUUGAUGCUACCACAUUCCUUGAUAAGUUCAGCACCAUUUUGGAUGAACAGGAUACUGGAUCCAAGAUGAUCACCUUCACUCGACCACUGAGCUCACACAUUUACGCCAAGAACACUGUGCAGUUCAAGAUGCAAACUUCCCAGACACAGAAAGAUCUGACUACCUAUAUCCAGAAGGCACUUUCGUCAGGAUUCAGCUCUGAAAACAUUAAGAGCAAGCAGAUGGAAUCUGCUGUGAUUGCCAUUGUCAAUCGCUCUCAAGGUUCAUUCAGCUGGGCUGAGAUGGCAGUUGCGAAUGCCCGCCAGCAGAGGACUUUGGACCAGGCUGUUCAAUCUGUACAAAGCUUGCCGCAGUCAGCGUCCGAGCUCCUUGACGUUCAUAUGAAGAAUCUGGAUCUCAAUCAGACUGAGACGCGGUGUGUUAUGCAAUGGCUAGCUGCGGCAGAGAGACCCCUGUUGGUUCAAGAGAUUGAACAGCUCAUGGCUGUUGAUUUCAAUACUCCAAGCUUUAUUUCCCGUCUUUCUCGUGCAGAUAGUGGCUGGUCCAAGUCUCUGAGUCCCGUGAUAUUGACCCGCGACGGCGUGGUAUCAUUUGCACACACUUCCAUUCGUGAGCAUGUUAUCAACCUCGCAAAAUCCGACAAUGCAAAGGCUACUCUCAACUAUAAAGGUGCUCACCUUGAUAUCCUCAUGAGAUGCCUUGCCUGGGUUCAAUUGAGCGUGCGAGAGGAAACUGAAGUUUCUACAGACAAGCUGGGCAUGGAAGAACGCAACCGUCUCUUCGACAAGUAUGUGAUGCUGGAGUAUACGGCACGAUACUGGCUCUCUCACCUUUUGUUCUCGAAAAUGAUUACAGAUGAUGGUGAAUUUCAAUUCACCGCGAGUUUCAAGAAGCUGGUUCCUGUGACUGUUCUCUUCGCCCGUCUCGAGCUGACUUGCCGAGAGUCGCAGUUCACCCGCUCAAGUGUGAUUGAGCUCUACCGUUUAGCCACGGAUAUCCGCCGCGUUGUAUUGGGUGAGAAGUCCAUGGCUCUUCUGCAAAGUCUGCUUCUCAGUGCGCGUGUCUCAAAUAUGGCUCACGCUAGCCUUGCCGAUGAGCAAAGCUACGAGGCAUGGAAGCUCAGCCAGGAGCUUCUGGGACAAUCUGACAAGAUUACGUUGUCUUGUGCCGAGAUGAUGACGAAGUCAUUUGGUGAACGAGGAACCAUGAGUUCUCAGCAAGAAGACAUCAUGAAGUAUUGGAUCCUGACCGACUCCGAUAUCACUGGCGUUGACUUCAAUCAGCGACUGAAGUAUCUCGGAAUGGUUGUCAGCAUGAACAAGUCUCAUAGCGAUAAUACCUCUGCACUUCUCAUCUCAAAGCAGUUCUACCAGCAGAUUCUUCUGAAGUAUGGUACUAACUCGAGGCAAUCCUCCUCGGCUGCUGACUUCUUGACUGGUCAGUUCUCGACCACUGGCAGUGAUGAGAUGAGCCGAGACAUUGCACGUACCAAGUAUGACAAUGUGAUUCGCACCAUGGAAGUCACCGACGAGCGUCGUAUUACACAUACCUUUGCAAUGGCUCAGCUGUACGAGCAACAGGGAGAGCAUGCACAGGCUCAGAGUGUUCUCUCAAGCAUGUGGGCAGGCCUUAACUCUCGCGACAUCGAUUCGGUUGAUGUUAUGGAUAAGAAGGGUAGCGCCGCCUUGGCUUACUACCAAUUCCUGCGUCGACAGGGUCGCAACGAUGAAGCAGAGGUUAUCAUCCGCGAGCUUGUAGCAGACCUCGAAGUCACUGGCAUCCAUUCUCCUGAGAUGAUGCAGCGUGUGCAGUUGCUUCGCGCAGAGACUCGUGAAAUUCACAUGUACAGUCUCGAUCGUUCCCUGUCUAUUCUCAUGUGGCAUUAUUACAAGGAAACUAACCAGGAAUACUCUGCCGAUGGAACAAAGCUGGCAAUGUCGCUUGCUAGAAGUAUGGCGAAUACAAACACCAUCGAGGACACCAUGUCCAUGUCUGGAGGAGACCGCAAGUUGAUGAUUCAGCUUCUGGACUCCAUUACAUCAUCGACAAAUAACCUCUCUGUGUCCACGUUGAUACUGUGUCACAACCUUGCAAGUAUUUACGUGCGUGAAGAAGACUGGGCUGGGGCUAGUGACUGCUCCAAGGCCGUUCUGCAGCAUAUUUGGCCCACCGUUGAGCAAGCUGGAUCACACAAGAAAUUCGGCACAGAUCUCGCACCACCAAUUGCUGAUAUUGCUCUGAUUUUGGCAUACUGCCACUUCCGUAGACUGCGUCUCGAGCACGCUACGAUUGUCUAUGAGAACGCAUUUGGAACCCUUCUCGUAUCUGAAAAGGUUCCAGUGGCCUCUGUCCUGGCUGUCGCUAAGGCAGUGGUUGAGUUUUACGAGACUACCUUCCAGUUCAACAAGGCCCUUGUCCUCCUGCACUCAGUGAGCAACUUCCUGACGUCUAGGAUAGGAGAGACCCACAGAAACACCAUCGAGAACUUGUAUCUGGAGGCUAAUUUGGCAAACCGCUUGGAGAUGAGCCAUGAGGCCAAGAACACGUACCAACGCAUCUACAAGUGUACCAUGCGUGACAACAAGGUUGCACCAGAAGGAGUUGAAGCCUCCCUUGCACUUAUAACCUUGUACGAGAAGGGACUUCAAUGGGAUUCUGCCCUCGAAGUCUACCGACACUUGUGGCCAACGCUCGUUGUGGAAGAGAGCACUGAGCAUAGCAGUAAAGAACGUAUUCAAAUCGAGCGGAUGCUGGAGAAGACUUAUAUGGGCUACACAUCAAUCCUCUCUAACCAUCCCAAGAGUUCCAGCUUUGCAGAGCGUUACAAGGUUGCUUCUGACUACGUGACGACUUGCCGCAACGUGUAUGGUCCCACGCACCAGAAGACACUGAACGCUACUCUGCUCUUUGCGGAACUCUGCGAGUCAAGCGAUUCUUACACUGAUCAGGCUAUCUCUCUGUACAAGAUUCCUCUGCAGACCAAUGAGUGGAUUCCGGCCUCCCAAUCAUCCAAGGGCCUUGAUCAAAUGACCCAACCGUUGCCGAUCACGCUCAAGCACAAGCUGGCACAGCUCUUUGUCCGCAAGCGUGACUCAACUAAUGAAGCGCGCACUCUAUACACUGAGGAGUAUCAGCUGGCUAAGAAGCAUCAGGGAUACUUCUCCACCACGACUCUGUCUUGGCUGCGCGAGCUUGCGCUUGCCCACUCUCGCCAGGGUACCCCCGCAUCUGUGCAGCAAGGAAAUGCCCUUCUCCACACUUACACCACGGAUGUCCUCCACGCAGGCGGUGAUUCAGGCAUGAUGGCAGACUGGGCACGCAAGAUUGCGUCAAUAUACCUAGAGUGUGGAUUCAUUGACGGUGGCAACGGCGUUCUAGAUGAGCUACGCCGGCGUGUGGUUUACGGAUCUGACACAUCUGCAAUGGCACUUGGUGACCGUCGCGAUGCAGUAUUUGUAGCAGCCUUUGAGGAGACCUUCGGUAGACGUGCCACUCACGAGCAGAUUAUCACUGAGAUGACUCGCGAGAUGCAUGUCCACCAGACGUUCACCAAGAACCUGUCUGGCCAUGACUUCAUUCCAACCCUCGUCGCUGGUGAUCGCCUAUCUCGCCUUCAGACCGAACAAAAGCGCACUCGUGCUGCAAAGGAGUCUCAGGACAAGCUGUACGACUACUUCUGCGCUACUUUGUCCGCGAUCGAUAUUGCCAACAGAGACAUCGUACACCAAUUCUAUUUGAUCUGUCUGCGCGAAGUUCAUAACGAGAACCACAACACGAUCAUUCUCAACACAACAACCAGUCUCGUUCGUGAUUUAUGCAACUCGUCUCAGUUCCAGGAAGCUAGCGAUAUUACGGGUGUUCUACACUCGUUCUUGCACUUGACAGACGGUUUGAACAACUACGACAACAUCAUCACAGCCACAAAGCUAGGCCUAUACCUGAGCGGCCAUUCAGCGAAGAAGUGUCACAGUGAGAAGCUAUUUAAUGAAAUGUCGAUAAAAUCCAAGCUCCUUCUCCAGGAGAUCAUGGCAUCCUCCAAGGCCAUCGGCAUUGAGAUUGUCGAUCUCCCAUUCACAGAACUGAACGACAUCAUCACCUUACUAGGGGAAUACGAGAUGUUCGACGACCUUGAAGCUAUUCUCACCCAGCUGUGGACCUCGCGUAUUGUCCAGCGCACCUGGACCCCAGACGUGGUCGUCUGGAUCGGUCGCCGACUAGUGGAAACCCGCUUCUGCCGUGGCUCAGUCGAUUCAGCAAUCCAGCUAUGCCGAGACAUCUGCUACAACCUGCGACAGGUAUGGGGCAGCUGCGACAGUGUGACGCUAGACAUGACAAAGUUGCUCUCAGGUCUAUUCACUGCAUCCGGUGACCACCAGUCAGCAGUCACUCUCCACGAAGGCAUUCUAUUCGAUAUGCUGAGCGACUCUGACGCAAAAGAACACCCGAAGAUAGCAGACAUAGUCUCGCAGCACAUGGAGCUAUAUCGUCGUGCCAAGUCUCGUCUCGGCUCAGGCAAGAGCUCGCGCCCUUCGGCACACCCUGAUAUUAUUGCUCUGGUAACUGAGCGAUUCGGACUGCAGUCUGAGCAGAUUAGCGGCGUGGGAGAUGCCAAUGGGGGAGAACAAUUUGGUGUUUGGUCUAGACCGAGACGCUUCAGUAUUGAUGUUGAGGAUUUGGAUGACCAGGGCCAACUGCAUCACAACCACCUGCGGGAGUCCAGUGGACCUGGUUUGUCAAAUGGAAAUGGUGCACCGAGAAGAAUCUCGGUACAGGCACUUUAA
Penicillium taxi is the source of this 7665-nucleotide messenger RNA. RefSeq lists its product as uncharacterized. The record is from RefSeq and is a predicted model, not a curated record. Bases 1 to 7665 code for a protein of 2554 amino acids. NCBI's taxonomy places the organism in Eukaryota, Fungi, Ascomycota, Eurotiomycetes, Eurotiales, Aspergillaceae. The transcript is spliced from 3 exons.